AUGCGGCCUGUUGUGCAUCUUUGCAAAAUCGGCGGUGGUCCGCGGCUGUAUUCGGCGGCGGCGCCUGCGCUCCGCAUCAACGCGGCGCGUCUCCACGAGACGCUUCACCACACCUGCCAAUGGGGCUCCGCACACCGCUACGGCGAGGGCCCGACACAGACGGGCAUGAACCGUCUGGCGCUGACCGAUGACGACGUGGCGGUCCGGACGUGGUUCCGCGGCGCCAUGGAGGACCUCGGCGCCACUGUCAGUGUCGACCAGCUCGGCAACAUGUUUGCGCGGAAGGCGGGAAAGGGCCGGUCGUCGGCGCCGAUGAUCGCCAUGGGCAGCCACUUGGACACGCAGCCGCGUGGCGGCCGGUACGACGGCAUCCUGGGCGUGGUGGCGGCGGUGGAGGUGAUGCGGACGCUCAAGGACAGCAACUACGAGACGCACUUUGACGUUGGCGUCGUCAACUGGACAAACGAGGAAGGCGCGCGGUUCCCCGUCUCCAUGAUGGCGUCCGGCGUCUGGGCCGGCAAGAUCCCGCUCGAGACGGCCUGGAACACGCGCGACGUCUUCGACCCCAGCAAGACGGUCAAAUCGGAGCUCGAGCGUCACGGGCUCAUCGGUGACGUGGCCUGCUCGCACGAAUCGUACCCCCUCGGCGCGCACUUUGAGCUGCACAUUGAGCAGAGCCCCGUCCUGCAGGACACUGGUAAGAAGAUUGGCGUCGUGCAGGGAGCGCAGGCGUAUAAGUGGUUCACCGUUCGAGUCACGGGCCGAGACUCGCACACGGGCACCACGCCUUUGUAUAUGAGAAGCGAUCCAUUACUCGCGGCGGCCAAGAUGAUUUCUCGUGCGCAUGAAAUUGCCAAGAGCCACGGGGCGUUAGCCUCGACGGGUAUCUUUAAAAUUCCAGCGACAUCGUCGACAAACACAAUUGCCGCGCACGUCUCACUCUCCCUUGAUGUACGCCACCCGGAAGAUGCCGUCGUCGCCACGGUCGUUGAAGAGAUCAACGAGUCCUUUGUCAAGAUUGCCCGGGAGGACGGCAAGGGCGUGAGCUACACGAUGACGCUGGACACGGAUUCGCCAGCCGUCAAGUUUGAUAAGGACUGUAUUCAUACUGUCGAGAGCGCGGCGACGAAUGUAGUUGGGAGCGACGGAUGGUGCCAUCUCACGAGCGGCGCCGGCCACGACAGCGUCUACACGAGCAAGAUAUGCCCUACGACGAUGAUCUUCGUGCCCUGUAAGGAUGGCGUCAGCCACCAUCCCGAAGAGUACACCUCACCCGAGGACUGUGCUCUUGGCACCCAAACCCUGCUCGACGCCGUAGUUGGAUAUGACCAGUUUAAGGCGAGUCGGUGA
This is a messenger RNA of Cordyceps fumosorosea ARSEF 2679, 1350 nucleotides long. RefSeq names its product Amidase, hydantoinase/carbamoylase. The record is from RefSeq and is a predicted model, not a curated record. The transcript has 4 exons. NCBI's taxonomy places the organism in Eukaryota, Fungi, Ascomycota, Sordariomycetes, Hypocreales, Cordycipitaceae. The coding region runs from base 1 to 1350 and encodes 449 amino acids. Gene Ontology annotation, molecular function: hydrolase activity, acting on carbon-nitrogen (but not peptide) bonds, in linear amidines.